AUUUUUGGCGUAUUAGACGGAGUAUGUAAUACGUAGUGUAAAAACCUUUAGAAUUGGGACAGAAAAAAAGCCAAAAAUUACCAUUUUGGGACAUGUAUAUAUAUCAAAAACUUCUUUUGAAUAAAAACGUACAUCUGUAACUUCAAUUAAGAAAUCAAGUCUUGAAAAUGCCUAGAGAACAUAAAAAGAAAAAGAAUAAGGGAAAAAAGAGAGACAGGGAAGCUCAUGUGGCUGUUUUGGAAAAUCAGAUGGGACUAAGCAACCCUGGUCAAAAGAUUUACUUGCGAUUGAAAAUUCAGACAAACCCAAACAUAAUGGGAGAGUCAUCAUCAGAGACAAAUACCGGGGAAGGUUCAGAAACAACAGAUCACGGCGUUAAUGGCCCAUCUAGUUCUGAAAAAAAUGUCACUUCAUACCAACCACCCAAAAAUUUUAUAAGGAUUAAGUUAUUAGGACCAAGAGAUGUUUUUGACGUCAUUGCUGAAAGGAAUGCGAAGAAACGACGAUAUGCAACGCGCAUUUCAGAGGAACAGGAAGAGCACAGUUCUAAUGACGAAGACGAAGGUAGCAGAACUACACCCACAGAUGAUACAAAUGUUAUAAGGAUGGAUCCAAUCAGCCGACAGGACAAGAGAAGGGCAUAUCAACAAUCCGAAGAGUCGAGAGCAUACCAACGGGAAUAUUAACGAUCAUAUCGUCAGAACCGUAACAAUACUUCGCCUGAAGAGAUUUCGUCUUGGGAAAAAACCAGAAGAGCAUACGAAACAAGCAUCAGGGAGGGACCUACUGUUUUAUGCAUUUGCUGUGGUGGAUUGUUUUUUACAUAAAAUGUUUCUCUAUUUGGUAAAGAGGAUAUACUGCUGAAAUGGAAGUGUGAAGCAGAUGUUGCUGAGGCGGCUUUUUGGACGAUUGACAGCAAUAUUUUUGACAAUU
Molecule: messenger RNA, 933 nt
Organism: Mucor mucedo
Lineage: Eukaryota; Fungi; Mucoromycota; Mucoromycetes; Mucorales; Mucoraceae
Exons: 2
Coding region: 168-686 (172 amino acids)
Source: RefSeq, a predicted model, not a curated record